UGAGUAUGGCUGAUGAUACGCCGAUCGUUCUACUUGCAGAGCACGGACUUUACCUCAAGCCUGUCGCUAAAAUAUCAAUAUGCGUCACGUUGCCAGAGAUACGCGUGGUGGGCGCGUCAAUUUCGAAUUGGGAAGUGAUGGAGAGGCUGAAAGGCCUCAUUUCUCCUGAAACGUUCACAGUCCUGCGCGUUUCUAAAACGACCAGGCAGCUGCUCUAUUUUGAAGGCGAAAUGUCGUCGUUGAAGAUGCUGAGAAAGGCAGUGUUGGUGCUGAACAAGAAGACCAUCAAACUGAGUGGGUUUACUGAGUUGUUGAGGAUCCAGGCGUCUGAGGUGGAUCUCAGUUAUCCGGGAAAGAAGGACUGGGAGAGUUACUUUAGAGAGAGGGGUAUUAGUAGCUAUGACGACGGGUUGCCAGGGGAACGUCCUGAUACAGUGAGACUGAGAGGUUUGCCUUCGAAGUGGUUGAGUACGGACGAUUCGAAUUCAAAGCCGUCGAUUGAUGUUGUGAGACGAGUUUUUGAAAAGUUUGGGUCACUUAGGAAUGUCGAGGUGCUUGACUUGGCGUCAGCAAGACAGCAGCUUGGGUUUUCGUCGGGAGGUUUUUCGGCGGGAAAUUUUCCGACUUUUAAUUCGUUUGAUCCGGAAGUUCAGUUGAGUUGUGAGGUUGUGGCUCAGUAUAGUCUCUACUCUGGGUUUGUUGCUGCAAUGACACGACUUAGAGGAAUGAAGUUGAUGAAGAAAACUCAAGCUGGAAAAGAGUCGAGUGUUAACCUGGUGGUUGAUUUUGACAGAUCUGGAUAUUUUAGUGACAAAAGUGUGAGGAAAAGAAAAAUGGAUGAAAAGAAGAUGGAGGAUCUGAAGAGACAAGAAGAAGAGAAACGAAAACAAGACAUGGAAAUGGAAGAGCAAGAGAAGGAAAAGAAAAUCUUGGAAGCUCAAGCUUUGGAAGAAAAGAAACAAAAAGUGAAAGAAGAAAGGAUACGAAGGAAAGAGAAAAGAAGACGAGAAAGACACGAGAGAAAAAAGAAAGAGAAAGAAAAUAGAAAGAGACUGAAACAGGAGCAGAAAGAGAAAGAGAGACGAGAGGCAGAAGAGAUGAUCACUCUUGUUGAACAACGACGUGAACAAGCUCUCAGAAUUAUGAGACAACUAAUAGACAGCGUGACAGCAGAGAAAGAGAAGGAACGACAAGAAAGAGAGAGACUGGAAAGGGAAGAAGAAGCAAGACUGAGACGAGAGGUCGAAGAGCAGCUGCGACAAGAAGAGCUGAAGAAGGAACAAGAAGAACAAGAACUGAACGAGAUGAGACUGAGAGACAAACUAGUGAGAAAGGUGAAACGACUCGAGAAGAGACGAGAAGAGAUUCGUCAAGAAAUCCUCAAGAAACGAACGAAAGAUAGACGAUCCAUCAAACAAACUCAUGAUGAUCACAAACACAAACAGUGACCGCGAUUUCUAGUCUAAUUGCCUGGAUAUUGAAUGCCAAAUAAACAAAUUAUGGUCCAUACAGUUUAGUUGUUUAGUUGUCUGUAGGUGUAUGUACAUUAUGUUGG
This is a messenger RNA of Corticium candelabrum, 1555 nucleotides long. Its product is annotated as A-kinase anchor protein 17A-like. The transcript has a single exon. Lineage: Eukaryota; Metazoa; Porifera; Homoscleromorpha; Homosclerophorida; Plakinidae. The record is from RefSeq and is a predicted model, not a curated record. Bases 6 to 1448 code for a protein of 480 amino acids.